Molecule: messenger RNA, 1497 nt
Organism: Telopea speciosissima
Lineage: Eukaryota; Viridiplantae; Streptophyta; Magnoliopsida; Proteales; Proteaceae
Product: receptor-like protein EIX2
Exons: 1
Coding region: 1-1497 (498 amino acids)
Molecular function (GO): protein binding
Source: RefSeq, a predicted model, not a curated record
AUGACAGAUCCUAAUAAGUUUCCACAAUGGCUUAGAACUCAAAAUCUACUUACCUCUUUAACCCUCAGGAAUGUCAGUAUUUCAGACACCAUACCAGAAUGGUGUUGGAAGUCGUUCUCCAACUUGAAGUAUUUGGAUCUCUCUAAAAACAGAUUGCAUGGUAUCGUGCCAAGCGUUGUUAGACAGGAGACCAAGUGGGUGGACUUGAGCUACAAUUCCUUAGGAGGUCCUCUCCCUUCUUUAUGGUCUUCUGCUAAUUUGUCUUACCUAUCCCUUGGACACAAUUUAUUUUCAGGGCCAAUUCCUUCCAACUUUGGUGAGACAACGCCAUUGUUGUAUUAUUUAGAUCUUUCAACUAAUCAUUUAUCUGGAGAACUGUCGUCUAUUGAUUGGAAGGGUAUGCAAAGUUUGAUAAUUCUAGAUCUAUCGAACAACAACUUAUCUGGUAAAAUUCCAAGUUCGAUUGGUUUCCAUCUGCCUUCCCUUGAAAGAUUGAUAUUGAGCAACAACAGUCUUUAUGGGGAGCUUCCGUCAUCUCUGAAAUAUUGCACAUCUUUGGGUAGUCUUGACCUUGGUAAUAAUAACUUCUCCGGAAUCUUACCAACAUGGAUUGGAGAGAACCUGCUUCAUCUGGCGAUGCUAAAUCUACAAGCAAACUCAUUCACUGGAAAAAUUCCUCAACAGCUAUGUCAUCUUAAAUAUCUUGGCAUCUUGGUUCUAGCUCAAAACAAAUUUUCAGGAUUCAUUCCAACAUGUUUAGGCAAUUUGAGUGGUUUUAUUGAUGGAGAGGCAGCAAGUUCAAUGACCUAUGAAUAUGAUGAAACCAUGAGUAUUGUUGCAAAAGGAAGAGAACUUAAAUACCAUGGUGAGAUUCUUAACGAGGUAAUGACUUUGGACCUUUCAAGCAAUAACUUAUCCGGAAACAUACUAACAGGGAUAACAAUGCUUACAGGAAUGAUUCUUUUGAAUUUGUCGAUAAAUCAUCUUACAGGGAAGAUCCCAAGGAAUAUUGGGAACAUGACAUCAUUAGAAAGCCUUGAUCUCUCAAGGAACCAACUUUCUGGGGAGAUUCCACAAACCAUGUCAUCCUUAUAUUUCUUGAGUCACUUGAAUCUCUCCAAUAACAACUUGUCAGGAAGAAUACCUUCUGGGUACCAACUUCAAACGCUCAAUGAAUCAUCCAAUUACUUUGGUAACCCACAACUUUGUGGUCCACCGCUUUCAAACAAGUGCCCCGGUGAUGAUGAUGGUGAUGAAACACCCCAAAUUGUUGGGGGGGUUUCUAAUGGCAGCAACGAUGAUGAAGAAGAAGAAAAGAUAUGGUUCUACGGUAGCAUGGCAUUGGGUUUCAUAGUGGGAUUUUGGGGAGCUUGUGGUAGCUUAAUCGUCAAGAAAUCAUGGAAGCGUGCGUAUUUCUGUUUAUUGGAAAAUAUUUUGGACAGAAUAUUUGUGAUCGUUGUUGUGAAUCUUUGUCACUUCCACAACCGGUUUCAUUGA